This is a messenger RNA of Paramecium sonneborni, 1551 nucleotides long. Lineage: Eukaryota; Ciliophora; Oligohymenophorea; Peniculida; Parameciidae. The record is from the annotation of a GenBank genome assembly.
AUGUCAGACAUUCCUCAGAUUAAUAUUAUUUCAAAUGACUGUGUCAGUAUAAAUCAAAUGAAAAGAGAAAAAUUUAGAAUGGAUAUUAGAAAAAAUAAAUUAGAAAGUCUUUUCAGAUAAAAUAGAGGAAUUCAAAGAUUAGGUGACUCUAACCUACCUUCAACUUAAAACUUACUUGAUUCUUUAUAAGAAUUUCUUAAAUCGGAUUCCAAUAAAACCUUAAAUGAACUUUGUAAUCUGAUCGAUUCUAAAGAUUUAUUUGAAUCAUAUUAUGAAGUCUCUUAAUACAUUAUUGAUAUUAAAUACUAUCUCAUUUAACCAUUAAAUCAUCAAUCCCAUUUCAAUAAGAUGCUCUAAUUAUUGAAAAAUUGUAUUAUUGUUAAUCCAAAAGUUGUUAAAACAAUACUAUCAGAUGAAAAAGAAAAACUUGAUCUUGCCUUGUUUUUCUAAUUAAUGAAAAUUUUAUAAUCUACAGAAUGGAAAUCAUUACAUGUUGAUGCAUUAAAUAUAUUGAAUUUAUUAAUAGAACAAGAGAGUUAACUUUUAGAUAUACUACAAUAAGAAAAGUUAUUAUUAUAAUAAAUAAUUUAUUAAGCAUUUGAUUUAGCUAUUGAUGACUAUUUAAUGGCUCUUACUGAAUUUUUAUCUUUGUAUUUACAAGCAAAAAGAAAUUUAAAAUUUGAUGAUUAAUAUAAUAUUACAAUGGAAAUCCUUAAUAGAGCUAUUUAAAUUAAAGAUUUAUAAAUUAUUUAUGGUUCAGUCCUUUUAGCUAAUUGUUUAAGUGAAUAAGAAUUCACUUUUUUUUAGUAAAUAUACUCAAUUGCUGAUAUUAUUGUAGAGUAUCUUGAAUAAGAUCUCUCUUAAUUUGAAUAUAUUGUCAUUUUUAAAGUAAAUUAUUAAUUAUAUAUAUUUAAUAGACUCUUAAAAUUUGUAUUAAAAAGAUGUCUGAAUUGUUAUUUCCAUUAAUUGGAAAAAAUAAUAUUAUGGAAAUAAUGUAUAAUUUAUCUUGCAAAUUAGAAAAAUAAGCAGGAAAAGACUUAUUAAAACUAAUAUCAUGCUUUUACAAAACUUAUACUAAUUUAUGUUGUGUUAUUGAAGAUCAAAUUUUGAAUAAGUAUGUAUAAAGAUGUCUUUUGGAAUUUCUUGAAAAAUUUGUAGAUUAUUAUGCUUAGUCUAACUUUGCCUCUUAUUAUAAAAUAAAAGUUUUAGAGAAACUUAUUAAUUGUUAAAAGCACAUCUAAUUUAGACUCUAAGAACAAUAAUAAUUCAAUCCUGAACCAUAUAUAGUAUAAUAUAUAUUUUUAUUAUUAGAAAUUUUUUGGAGUAGUUGAACAAGCUUUAGAUUAAGCAAAUCUUAAGGUGGAAUAAAUUUUAUAUUAUAUUGAAGCUUUAUCAAAUAUUAUAUAAAUAGAAGAUAUGCGUUAUUAAACAGAUAUUCUGAAAUUAAUUCCAAAUUAAUUAUAUGAAUAAUUAAAUAAUCUUAGUGUGCAUGAAAAUGAAAGAGUGGCUUAAGAAACAACUAAUUUGAUUGUAUUAUUGCAAUUUUGUUGA